Molecule: messenger RNA, 2647 nt
Organism: Andrographis paniculata
Lineage: Eukaryota; Viridiplantae; Streptophyta; Magnoliopsida; Lamiales; Acanthaceae
Product: GPI mannosyltransferase 1
Exons: 5
Coding region: 207-1526 (439 amino acids)
Biological process (GO): GPI anchor biosynthetic process
Cellular component (GO): glycosylphosphatidylinositol-mannosyltransferase I complex; membrane
Molecular function (GO): GPI mannosyltransferase activity; alpha-1,4-mannosyltransferase activity
Source: RefSeq, a predicted model, not a curated record
GGGUAAUUUUGCUUCAUGGGUCGGAUCACUUUUAUGAAGACCUGACCCGUAAACUAUAUCGGCUUCCUCCCACUCGUCUUCUCCACUUCGUUGCGGUUCGUUGCUGGUUGGCCUCGUAUCCUACAAGCUACAGCUGUUUGGUUAUCAGUUGAGUAGAUAGAUGGAGAACACGGCAUGAUUCGAGGUGCUGAACAGAAAAGUUUGCAAUGCCAGCAAUAAGUUUCGAGUAUCUAUUUCUUUUCUCAGCGCUCUUUCGCCUCUUUCUGAUAUUAUAUGGGGAGUGGCAAGAUGCUCAUAUGGAAGUUAGAUACACAGAUAUAGACUACUUUGUCUUUUCUGAUGCUGCUGCAUUAAUGGCAUCUGGACGAUCUCCUUAUGAAAGGUCGACUUAUCGGUAUUCGCCAUUGAUAGCGUUUCUUUUGAUGCCAAAUUCAUUCCUCCAUCACUCAUGGGGAAAAUUUCUGUUUUCAACUGCAGAUCUACUAGUGGGGUUGCUUAUUCACAAAAUUUUGAAGCUACGUGGGGUUUCCAAGAAACUAUGCACCUAUUCCACAAUGGUAUGGCUUUUUAAUCCAUUCACCUUCACCAUCGGAACACGAGGGAACUGUGAGCCAAUUGUCUGCUCAAUUAUCUUAUGGAUCAUACUAUGUUUGAUGAAUGAUAAUCCCUUGCAAGCGGCAUUUUGGUAUGGGCUUGUCGUUCACAUGAGAAUAUACCCAAUAAUAUAUGCACUUCCCAUCAUCUUAUUACUCGACCCUCUACAUUUCCCACCUGGUGAGAAACCCACACUCGCGACCUGGGGUUGGAGAAGAUCAAAGUCAUCGUCCUUGGACUCAAUUAGCUCAAAAAUCACGGAUUCCCAGUAUAUCUGGAACUUCUUCAAACGCCUAUUUACUUGGAGAAGAGUCAUGUUUGGGAUUAUCUCCGGAUCUACUUUCUUCAUAUUAACCGGACUAAGUUACUAUUUUUAUGGAUGGGAAUUCUUGCACGAGGCCCUGCUAUACCAUCUAACCCGAACAGACCCACGCCACAAUUUCUCUAUAUAUUUCUACCACAUAUAUCUCCAUUACGAACACAAGUUUUCAAUGCUGGAAAAGCUUGUAUCCUUCCUCCCCCAGUUAACUGUCCAGCUAGUUCUCAUUUUCCGGUUCGCCUAUGACUUACCAUUCUGUUUCUUCCUGCAGACAUUGGCAUUUGUAGCAUUUAACAAGGUAAUAACUGCACAAUACUUUGUGUGGUUUUUCUGCCUGCUACCUCUAAUAUUGCCGUGGAGCAAUAUGAAGCUCAAGUGGAAAGGCCUUGCUUGUAUCCUCUUUUGGAUCGGUGCUCAGACCCAUUGGUUGAUGUGGGGUUACCUGCUCGAAUUUCGGGGUAAGAAUGCAUUCUUGCAACUUUGGAUAGCAAGCUUAGUAUUCUUGGCAGCCAAUACCGUUGUUAUUAUGAAUGCCAUUCGAAGCCAUGUUUACUGCCCUCUGUUCAGACAGUUAGAGCAGCCAAAUUCAAGCAAACGUAUGAAAGAUGAGUAAUUAGUUUGCUGUCUGAUGUUUUACAUGUUUCAGUCCUUUUAUAGCUGGCAAGAAUUAUUCGAAUACAUACUUUAAGUUAUGUUCUGGUCUAGAAUUUUUUCAUUUGUACAAUUCGGAAAAUGUAAGCCCUUCAUUUUCAAUAGUUUUGUUUAAUGCAUUAUGGCCUCAGAAAAGCAUACGUGCCUGCUAUUAUUUCUAAGAGCGUGAUUAGAAUUUGUCUGAAUGGUUUGAAUCGUAGAUUUCGGUUUCUACUCAAUUGGUUCAAGCUGUUGAUUUCGGUUUUGGUUCCAGAUACCUGUCAUGAUUUGGCCACUUGAACUUCGAUGAUUUCAAUGAGCAAAAAUAGCUUGGUAAAGAGUACUUUAAUAAAUAUAUUGUUAUGUUCUUUUUGUUUUUUGCGGAUGGAAGUGUGUAUUGCAAAAUUACCAUCAACUAGUAACUACAGAUAACACAUGAAGACUUCUGCAAGCAACUCAGAAACUUUAAUCUCCGGUGCUCAUUAGCUAGCUUGUUUGUUAUCUUGCUUACAACAACAAGACAUACAUUUUUGUAGCAUAAAGUUUAAAUCCAUCAAUCAUACAAUAGGCUCGAAGAGUACCUUGAAUAUGUGGCUGUCGGUGGUUUCUGCAGCAGUAUAGGCACCAUAGUAAUAUGUCUUGGCAACGGACAGAAAUGCUUGCUUGACAUUUCUGUCAAUGCCGCUUUCUUCGAGGACUAAUUUCACUAAUGCUUGCAUGUCUUGCUCUAUUUCCAUACUCUUCAUGCUACAUUUGGUCAUUCUCCAGGCUUCAAUAUCCGAUGCCUGUGCGCAGUCCAAAUAUGGUAUGUGAUUUUCUUUAUUAGGCAAAGAAACUGCAGAAAAAGAUUAAAAAUCUGCUUAUGUCACCUUCAUGCUUUGUAUGCGAGAAAGUUCGCGACAAAUUUUAUUUGUUAGGUUGGCGAGGGAUGUGUAGUCACUGUGGGACAGUAUAUCCUCCUUAAAACCAAUUCGGCUUGCGCAGAUGUUUAGAGUUGUCGCAAGGAGCGAGGCGUCGCAGAAAUCGACCUCUCCUCGCUGUAGUUUCAUCAGCCAUUCACCCCACUGCACAUUGCAUUUUUAUGAACAAAAUAUUUUAUAUGCA